AAGCUAACCAACAACCUAUUGAAGAGGAUAUUCAAAAACCUGUUCAAGUGGCUAUUCAAGAACCUAUUCAAAAGAAUAGAGACUAUAUUAGCCAGGAGGAGGCAGACAAAUGGGUUAGCCCAAAUGCCCAAAAACCUGAAAACUUGGAUGACUGUAUGACUCUUUGUCAUGAUCUUGAACAAUAUGAUCCAGAAGUAGUUAGACCACCAACAAAAGAGAAAUUAAAAGAAGAAUAUAAAAAAAGAAAAUUAGAAGAGAUUAAGAAGAGGCAAGAAAGACCAAAAAAAGACCUAGAAUUUAGAGAGCAAGAAGAGCUAUAG
Messenger RNA from Dentiscutata erythropus, 320 nucleotides. Lineage: Eukaryota; Fungi; Glomeromycota; Glomeromycetes; Diversisporales; Gigasporaceae. The record is from the annotation of a GenBank genome assembly.